Plodia interpunctella (Indianmeal moth) is the source of this 3180-nucleotide messenger RNA. RefSeq lists its product as uncharacterized. The transcript has 7 exons. The record is from RefSeq and is a predicted model, not a curated record. NCBI's taxonomy places the organism in Eukaryota, Metazoa, Arthropoda, Insecta, Lepidoptera, Pyralidae. Bases 111 to 1109 code for a protein of 332 amino acids.
AGUAUCCUCUAGGGAUGCUGAGCAGUGAGCCGGCGCGCGCGCACCGCACACACGUGUGUUCCAAAUUUGAUUUUUUUAGUUUUUUAAUUCGGAAUCGAAAGAUUUGAACAAUGCUUCGACACGUGGUUUUUCUAUUGGUGAUAUUGCAGCUAACACAGCUAACUUUGGUUCGAACAGCCCAACAGUACGUCAAGCUCUCAGACUCCUAUCUUCCCGUGGCCAUGCAAGUGAUAGCUCAUCUCACGGACCAGAUGGCGUUUGAAGUAAAAGACGACCCACAGCCGACCACCAAGCGACCAACCACGACCAGCAGACCGUACGUGGCGUACCUGGAUAGCUACUACCCUGCCUUCCCGGGCUUUGGGAGCGGAUGGUUCAUGAGAUAUGGGUGGAGACAGGACCAAACGACAGCCCACCACAAGCCUGGUCUCUUUGCACCUAACUUCCCUCCGAUCGACAGGAUCCUCCCCAAGAGCCCUCAGAGGUUCGUCCUAUUGCCUCUGGAGAGUAACUCCCAGUACACAGUCAUAGAACCUCUGGAGAGAAGAACAGAGGAACCGCUGCUGUCGAUACACGAGGAAGAAGUCAGCCCUCUGGUGGAGCCUAAUCCUGAGGAUCCGCCGUUGUUGCCUCCGCAUUUCCCGAGUGAUAAAGUAUCCAGAUCCGAAGACGGCGAUGAGAACCUCCAGUAUCUGUCAGAGACCGUCCGCGACAUGAUCAAGAUGGCGCGGGACCCAGACGACGAGCGGCUGGUCGACGUGUUCGGAGACGCGAGAGCUGGCCCCUUGACUGGCAACAAAGCUUCCAUGUCCUCUUCCAAUUUAAGACUUUUGCUGUUGUAUGAUCUGCUGAGUAGAGAAGCUAAGAGGCAGAAGUUGAAUGAUUUUGGCGGUUUCUCCCCAGCCGUGAUGCAGACCCUCGUUGGGUCUUCAAGUGGAGGCGCUAGGGCCCAGCUCAGCCUGGCAUUGUCCAAGAUGCUGGAGAGGAACGACUGCGAGCACCAGUACGCCAACAACAGAGCGAGGGAGAUGGUGGCCGAGCUGGCGAAAGACGAGUCCAAGCUGUCUUCAGAGAUCAGAUACCUGCAGCCCUUGGUGUACUCGUACUAGGUUUAAGACAACAAUAUACAUUGCCAUUAACUACUCUAAUAAAGAUUUAUAUUGACAUAAUCGAACAUAGCUGCUUCAAUGUGGUUAUGGUGUCUUUAUUUAUUCAACGCACAAUACAAAUAAUAUUAAGAGAUUGUUUUUAUACAAUUUUGGCUUGGGCCAGUAAAUGAAAUUUACUGUUUCGAUGUUUAAUAUUAGUUCUAUAAUUUCCACAUAGAUUUUUUUUUACGUCUAUGGCAAGAAGUGGCACGGGAUAUGACUGAAAAAUUCUAAUAUCAUAGGCCAAAGUUCACCUUGGAUCUUCGAGCCAGCUAAGUUCUUCUCUGCAUUGAAUUGUCUACAGCAUACCAUAGACACGCCCCACAUCACUACGAUUACUACAGUUAUGAAGACUACACUAACGAAGUUACAACCAAACCUCCACCAAAAAAGACAACUACACAAAAAAUGAUAGUGAAAAAUAAACCUCAGUAUGAAGUAACGGAAAAUAUAAUCGAUAUCCCCGAUGAUAAAACUGUUAAUCGAAGAAUCGAUACAACAUUCAUGAUGAACAAGUCUUUAAAUAGAGUAAAUUCUGAGCAAAAAGUAAUACAAGGAGCAGAUAAUAAGAAAAUAUAUAAAGAACAAAUGAUAAGCGAUUUAGAAAAUGAAUACAAAACGAUAAUUGAGAUGCUGGAUGGAAAGAAUCGAGAAACUCACGCACGUCUGAUCGAUAUACCAGCAGUGAUCGAUAAAAUAAAAAAAAUAUUUGUCAAUUUCAAGAAAGUCAUUGAUUUUGCCAAUGAUGGCAUCGAUUGUAUAAAUAUCCUCCGUCAAGAAAAGAAAGCGUGACUGACCGUGAAAUAGGAAUAUUUACUUUAUGUUUUACAUAAAAUUGACUUUCAAAACACUCAAUUAUGUAAAUGUUUGGUUUAAUAGACUUUUUAUUUAAUUUUAUACCAAUUAUGUUCAUAGAAUUUCAUAAAAGUGACACAAUUUUACAGUACAGACAAAACUUUUUACUGUUUUAUUAUAUGUAUUAAGUAAUUACUGCAUUUUAGUCAAAGACCGCAAAAUAGAGAAAGUUUUAAAGUCGAAUGUCAAGGUCAAAUUUUGAAUGAAGUUGCGUCGACUACAUUUCUAGGGAUAAUAAUAGAUUCAAAAUUAAACUGAAAAGAUUAUAUAGAUGUAAUGUGCAAAAGACUUUGUAGUUCCGCGUAUGUUUUAUUUAUGUUAUCAAAUGAAUUAAACACGAAAUCCCUUCUUACUGCACGUCACGGUUUAAUUGAAUCAGUUCUGAGACACGGAAUAAUUUUCAGGGGAAAUUCUACAGACAAGGAUUUAGCCUACAAAAUGCAAAAACAUUGUAUUCGCGCAAUGUUUGGUUUACAAAGUAUUGAUAGUUGUCAGCCGCUUUUUAAACAACAAAAUUCUAACACUUCCUUCACUUUACAUACUUGAGGUUGCAAUAUUUGUUAAAUGUAAUGCUCAUUUAUUCCCACGCCUUUGUGAUGUUGUGUUAAGAAAUCAUCGGGAUAAUUAUAGACUAUGUUUACACCCUUUUAAAACGGCAUUACUCAGUAACAGUAUUGUAUGUAUGGCACCUAAAAUUUAUAACAAAAUUCCACAACAUAUUAAAGAACAGAAUUUAAAUUUAUUUAAAAAGCACCUCAGGUUGCUUGCUGAUUGAUAAAUGUUAUUAUAAUUUGAACAGAUAAGAUAAUUAUUUAGUUAAUUUAGUUACUUUUAUUUAUUCAAUUUUGUUUUGUGGGAUGAUAGCGUGCUCUCCAUUUAAAUUUGCAUACCCGUGGACGGUUUUAACACCACAUUGUAAAAAAAAUGUAAACUUAUGUUUUUGCAAAUAAAUAAUCUUUGUCUUUGUCUUUGCAUUGUUAGAAAUACUAGAACUUACAAAUAAAAGUAAUGUUAUCAGUGUUAGGUAGGUACAAAGUUCUGUGAAUCUUUUAAGCGGUGAAAUUUAAGCUUUCACAUUUUUGUAAUGGCAUCUAAAAUUGAAAGCAUACCUAAGUAUGUGUAGUUUUCUAAAAUAUGUUUGUUGUAUAAUACGUAUUAAUAAAAAUUAUAAAACCCC